AUGAAGCUCUCGCUGAUCAUCACCUUCCCCGCUGUUGCAAGUAGCGCGCUCGCGGCCCCACUCGCGAAGCGCCACCAGGAGGAAUGGGCGGUAGACAAGAAAGCUUGGAACCUGGAAGACAAGCGCAAUGUAGCCGUCGAUCACAAGGAAGACACGACGCGGAACUGGGCACCGUGGGUGAAGGAGGAAAAGCGCACGGACAAGGCCAUGUGGCAUGGCCCGUGGUCAGUUGAGGAUAAGCGUGAGGUGGAAGGCUGGGGCGGUCAGAACUGGGCGCUCGAGGAGCGGAGCGAGGAGGGGAGCCUGUUGUUAAGGCCGUGCGGCUGGGGCGUCGAGGAUGAACGCCGGGCUGGGGAUUGCCCGCCUCAACGAGCGUCUAACGAGUGAAGGGCCAGAUCACUGGAAGGAUACGGCGAAUCAUACUGUGAGCGCGGGUGAGGGGCAGGCGUCAGACAAUACACGAACUGUACAGGACGUACCCGGCGAAACUGUUGCUGCAAGCGGAAC
This is a messenger RNA of Schizophyllum commune H4-8, 507 nucleotides long. RefSeq lists its product as uncharacterized. The transcript has 7 exons. Lineage: Eukaryota; Fungi; Basidiomycota; Agaricomycetes; Agaricales; Schizophyllaceae. The coding region runs from base 1 to 387 and encodes 128 amino acids. The record is from RefSeq and is a predicted model, not a curated record.